Trypanosoma grayi is the source of this 1416-nucleotide messenger RNA. Its product is annotated as putative nucleoside transporter 1. The record is from RefSeq and is a predicted model, not a curated record. Gene Ontology annotation, cellular component: plasma membrane. Gene Ontology annotation, biological process: nucleoside transmembrane transport. Gene Ontology annotation, molecular function: nucleoside transmembrane transporter activity. The coding region runs from base 1 to 1416 and encodes 471 amino acids. Lineage: Eukaryota; Euglenozoa; Kinetoplastea; Trypanosomatida; Trypanosomatidae. The transcript has a single exon.
AUGGCGGUGGCCAGCUUCGAUUCAUGGGGGGAAUUCCUCGUGUACAUCACCUUCCUCUUCUUUGGGCUGUCGGUGAUGAUGGUGUCGAACUCAAUCAUGGCAGCCCCGUCAUUUAUUACGGAGUACUACAAGUACGCACAAGGCGACCCGGAUGUCGAAGCCGAUGAUCCAUCGUUUUGGUUUAACAUUCUGACAUACUACAACGUCGCUGUGUUUGGUACGCAGACUGUGUGUCAGAUGUUCAUGCUGACUCCGGCGGGUAGGAGCAUUCCUCUUCGUCCACGUCUCAUUGCUGGGCUGCUAAUUCCGUUUGGCGAGAUUCUUGCCCUUAUCCUUGUUCCCGUUGGUGGGGCCACAGAGACGGGCGCCAAGGCCACCGUCAUGGUCAUCGCUAUUGUUAGUGGGAUCUCGAAGACGCUCUGCGACUCCACAACGAAUGCUCUUGCUGGCCCAUUCCCGACGAAGUUCUACGGCGCUUAUGUGUGGGGAUUAGGUGUCUCCGGAAUUUUGUCCUCCACGAUGUCGAUUAUCAUCAAGGCAUCCAUGGCAGACGACUUCGACAGUGUGCAGACCCAGUCCCGUAUUUACUUCGGUGUGGCGAUGGGUCUGCAGCUCGUUUCCUGUGUCCUGCUGAUUAUAAUGCCGCGGAACCCCUUUGCGAGGAAGUACACAGCGGAGUUCCGGUACGCCCACGACCACCGCCACGUCCACAACAAUCCGGACGCUGAAACACCUGAGGACAAUAUGCAGGUGAAGAGCGACUCCAAUGAAGACUUGGUGGAGCCAGUGAAUGAGGGCAACGACAACCUAUGCGAUGGCCGUAAAGUGAAUGUGCUGAAUGCGGAGGGCGAUGCGGACAAGAUGCACGACAUCGACCAGGUGGACAACAUCACCUCGACGCAGCAGAUGCUGAACGCGCACAUAUGGACAGUAUUUUUGGCUGUUUGGCCAAUGCUGAUGGCGUGCUUUGUUGUCUUUGGGGCCACACUCCUCGUCUUCCCUGGUGUGUUCUUCGCCGUGAAGACGGACAAUGAUUGGUAUUUGACAGUUAUCAUUGCCAUGUUCAACAUCGGCGAUUUCAUAUCACGUUUCCUCCUUCUCUUUAAGCGUCUGCAGCCCUCGCCGCGCGUUGUACUGUAUGGUACAUUCCUGCGCACUCUUGUUGUCCCACCACUGGUGCUGUGUGUGCGUGGCAUCAUCCCUGGCAUUGCCCUGCCGUACAUCCUGAGCCUGAUCUGGGGUCUGACGAACGGCUACUUUGGUGGUAUGGGGAUGAUUCAUGCACCCCGCACACCGUCGCUUGUGAGCGCGGGGCAGCGGUCGCUUGCUGGUAUCAUGGCGAGCGUGGGGCUGCUGCUGGGCCUGUUUGCGGGAUCCUCAUUGGCUCUGGCUGUGAAGGAAGGGUUCCCCGAAUAA